AACAAUACAGACUUAUCAAGCUAUAGAAGAUGGAGAAGACAUCCCUGGUGAUGAUGAAGGUAUCCCCGUCUUGCACCGACAGAACUUUGACUAAUUUUUAUAUGAGAGUGUCUCAAACUAUAGCCUAAGCCUCUAUUUAUAUUAGCAGUCGGAGAGAAAACUGUUUACAAAUAAUGAGUUUUUCAGCCAUACCCGUACUUCCCAUACUUGGAUUCGCCUGAAAGUCAACGGGAAGCUUUUAGAUGUUUCCAGGAGUCUCCUAGUCCAAUUUGAACUCCUUCUAAGCACGACAUCAUCGAUUUUGCACUCAGAACUGUGUCGAAAAGUCAAAGGUAUCAUAUUCGAAUUUCUUUUUAUCAUCAAAACAUGUGUCUCCCACAGAUGGGUUCGCCCCUACUAGUAAUAGACUUCUUGUGUUCAAUUCGACGCCAACGGGGGGCUUCGCCCACAACAGCUUUAUAGCUCCAGAAACACCAACGAUCCUCGCUUGAAUUCGAACAUAAAAUCUGCAACUGCCAAAACUUCAUUGUAGCGGCAGCCUACCGUUAGACUACCGUUACCAAUAUACUUCGAAGUACUAUUUAAUCAAUCUAUUACGGUUUUAUUGUUGGCUAAUAAAACUAAAUUAAGCAAAGGAAAAGAAAGGGAAAAAACAAAAACUAACCAGAAUAUCAUUUGGAAAUAGAAGAUACUUUGACUCAAAUCCCCUUACAAGAUUGCUGUCGUUCAAGUGAUGUAAAUUCCAACUUGAUUCCCUUAUUAACUAGUAAAGGCACUCCUGAUUGGCCAAUCAAAUCCUUAUCCAUUUAGGCAUAAUUAGCACCCUACUAGAUCGGGCCCUAGACUUCCUACAAACCUCUCCCACCCCAAAAACCCGGCCCAAUUCAGUCCGGAAAAUCCCUCCACCUGUGUGGUCCUCCAUCUCUUGUUCCCACGUGUUCUCUUGGUGUGUGCUCUCCCGCACGCUAUGAUUUCCUCUUCUUCCAUUCGCAGUUGCAGCAGAUAACGAACAACAACGACAUCGAGGAAGAGGAAUUUUCCCCUGCAUCGCGAAACAGAGAGUUGAGGAUCAUUGGAUCUUACGUCGACCGUCCCUUCUUCUCCAUCCAACGGAGAUUAUCUCUCUCUCCCUCUUCAAAAAAAAAAAAAAAAAAAAAAUCUCUCUCCUCUCUUCCUCCGCUUCCGGUCACCUUCCCUUCUAAAAUUUUCUCCCAUCCACAGAAAACAGACCGACCGUCGUUUACCGUUCUUUUAUUAGCCCCGCCCAAGCGCUAAUCCGCUUCCGCUUCCGAUUUGCGAGUCUGCUCCUCUCCUUCCCCAAUUUGGUUUCUCUCUGGUUAUGUUAGGGUUUCAAUUAACACCAUGUCGUCGAUGAUUGAGACCCUGAGGCCGGUUUCGCACUCCAGGUGGUUCCACGCCGACUCCGAUUGUAAAUAUCGUUAUCCUCCUCCUUCUCACUGCCGCGGCUCUUUCCCGUUCCGCGCCCAUUCUAGGGUUCCUCACCGGGAUCCGCUGCGGUUCCCUCGUCCCGUGAACGUGCUCAAUGAAUCUCGUCUGCCCUGCGGAGCUCUGCGAGGUUCUAAUAAUCUAUGGGGAAGUGGGGUUUGGAGGAGUUGCAGGUUGAGAGAGCACAGAAUAUUGGCGAAAUGUCAGGACGGGGAUUCGACGACGACGAGCUCGAGCGAGCCAAGGGCGGAGACCGAAGGGCAGCAGGUUAGCAGCACGAACACGCCCAACACGGGUCCAAAGCAGAAGAGGGAGAAGCAAGGGAAAGGUGAGUGGUGGUGGUGGUCGAAGCGGCAGAAUUGGAAAUGGCAGCCUUUAAUUCAAGCUCAGGAGGUCGGGGUCUUGCUUUUGCAAUUAGGGAUUGUAAUGUUUGUUAUGCGGUUGCUGCGGCCUGGGAUUCCGCUGCCAGGGUCGGACCCAAGACCGCCGACGACGUUCGUUAAUGUACCGUACAGUGAUUUUGUGAGCAAGAUUAAUAGCAACAAGGUGCAGAAAGUGGAGGUUGAUGGCGUCCACAUCAUGUUCAAACUGAAAAACGAGGCGGCCGGAAAUCAGGAGACAGCUGAAGUGGUUGAUGGUAGGUGGCAGGAGUCGGAGCAAUUGUUAAGGAGCGUCGCGCCAACCACAAGGAGGAUUGUGUACACGACUACUAGACCCAGUGAUAUCAAGACUCCAUACGAGAAGAUGCUUGAAAACCAGGUGGAGUUUGGAUCGCCUGAUAAGAGGUCUGGUGGAUUUUUCAACUCAGCUUUGAUUGCUUUGUUCUAUGUGGCUGUGCUUGCUGGACUUCUCCAUAGAUUCCCUGUUAGCUUUUCUCAGCAUUCGGCUGGUCAGAUUAGGAACCGCAAGUCUGGUAGUUCUGGAGGUACAAAAGUUGCUGAGCAAGGAGAUGCAAUCACUUUUGCUGAUGUUGCUGGCGUUGAUGAAGCUAAGGAAGAGUUAGAAGAAAUAGUGGAAUUUCUCAGGAACCCAGACAGGUACAUAAAACUUGGUGCUCGUCCUCCUCGGGGUGUUCUUCUGGUUGGUCUUCCUGGUACAGGCAAGACCCUUUUGGCAAAGGCUGUUGCCGGGGAAGCUGAUGUCCCUUUCAUUAGUUGCUCAGCUAGUGAGUUUGUAGAGUUAUAUGUCGGAAUGGGUGCUUCACGUGUAAGAGACCUGUUUGCACGAGCAAAGAAGGAGGCACCAUCAAUUAUAUUUAUUGAUGAGAUAGAUGCGGUGGCGAAAAGUCGUGAUGGGAAGUUUCGCAUUGUUAGCAAUGAUGAGCGGGAGCAAACUUUGAACCAGUUGCUUACUGAGAUGGAUGGAUUUGAUAGCAACUCUGCAGUAAUUGUUCUCGGAGCAACAAAUCGCGCUGAUGUUUUAGAUCCUGCUCUUCGGAGACCCGGAAGAUUUGAUCGUGUAGUUACGGUGGAAGCCCCUGACAGGAAAGGAAGAGAGGCCAUUUUGAAAGUGCAUGCCUUCAAGAAGGAGCUUCCUUUAGGAAAGGAUGUCGACCUUAGUGGUAUCGCUUCAAUGACCACUGGCUUUACUGGGGCUGAUCUUGCAAAUCUUGUAAAUGAAGCUGCUCUAUUGGCUGGAAGGAAAAGCAAAACCUUGGUAGAGAAAAUUGAUUUCAUUCAAGCCGUAGAACGGUCUUUAGCUGGCAUAGAGAAGAAGACGGCCAAACUGCAAGGAAGUGAGAGGGCUGUCGUUGCACGCCAUGAAGCAGGCCAUGCAGUAGUUGGCACUGCUGUUGCUAGCCUCCUCCCUGGACAACCACGUGUGGAGAAGCUAAGCAUACUACCAAGGACGGGAGGUGCAUUGGGGUUUACUUAUACACCACCAACAACUGAGGACAGAUAUUUACUUUUCAUCGACGAGUUACGGGGCCGUUUGGUCACCCUUCUUGGAGGGCGUGCUGCAGAAGACGUGGUGUACUCAGGCCGUGUGUCCACCGGUGCACUAGAUGAUAUUAGACGAGCUACAGACAUGGCGUACAAGGCAAUAGCGGAAUAUGGUCUCAGUCGGACCAUAGGUCCUGUAUCUGUUGGAACACUUUCUGGAGGUGGGAUGGAUGAGUCUGGAGGUAGUCCAUGGGGAAGGGAACAGGGCCAUCUUGUUGAUCUAGUUCAAAGGGAGGUGAAGGAAAUGCUACAAGCUGCAAUGGAAGUGGCACUCUGUGUCGUUCGUGCUAAUCCUACUGUCUUGGAAGGACUUGGUGCUCAUCUUGAAGAGAAAGAGAAAGUAGAAGGAGAAGAGCUGCAAGAGUGGCUGAAAUUGGUAGUUGCUCCAGAGGAGCUAGCUUCUUUUGUCCGAGGCCAGCAGCAAGCAUCUUUCCUCCCGCUCCCUCUACCUCUCCCUGCACCGGCGGCAGGUUCAUGACAGACUUAAGAUUGGCAACACAGCGAUGGAAUGGGGUUAGAAAUCAUUGACCCUAGCUUGUAAAAUUGAUGCCAACACGACGAUGGGGCAGGUACAGAGAUCAGCCUGAAGCCACCCUAAAAUUUGUAUACAUUCGUUGUUCAAACUGCACUGGAGUUAUGGCUCUCAGUCUUUUUAACAUAUACUUGGCCCAAGCCAGAAAGGAAGAAGAAUCCAGCUACACGCACAUUCACUGGUGAGUGUUGCGGCCAUAAUGUUAUGAACACCAUGUUCAUUUAGCCUAGCAAGUCAGUGGGUUGGCCGGGGUGUUUCGUUUAGUCAGAGUACAUUACGUUGCAGCCUUUCGAGUCCUCACUUAUCUGUUGAGGCAUUGCAAACUCGUGUAUUCAUCUGUAUACAUGAUUAUUACUCGUCUGAGAAAAAAAAUCUUAUAGCAUGUACACUAAGCGAUAUUUUGUUUGUAAAUAAGACGCAUUAUUUUCUUGGUCGGUUUACAUUACAGGUCUAAACAAAAAGGGGAUGCUUCUCUGGAGUUGAUAUAAUCUAAUGUUUACUCAGGUCGAUGCAAAUGCUAGGGGUUAGCGUUGAAAUUUUGUGGUGGUGCUAUCUGUUAGGUCAUUGAGUUGCCUGUUUUGCGCUCUGUUAUAGUUGGAUGUACUGGGUAAAUUAAUUGUCGCUAUGCUAUGUUCAUCUAAAGGCCUGCGGAUGCACAGCAAACAAUCCAACGGCCUGCGGAGAAGAGGAAUUGGUUUGCUGCUCAUUGGGGUUAUUUGAGCAGAGGAUUGGUGCUUUAGCAACAGUAUGCAAAUGCAAGCGAUAUUUUUGGCGGAAAAUGAGGGCAGCUAAAGUAGAAACAUCGAUCCAGCCAAAAAGAGAGAGGGAGUGGAGAGAAAUCAAAUCAUAAUAAUAUCAACGUCGCUUUCUUCAAAACCACUGCACUGCACUGCACUGAAUGCUGCUGUGGGGCUCUGCUCUGCCUCUGGGAAUGAGUGCUCAAGUCCGGUCCCUCACCCACUGUUUUGAGUGUUGGGUUGGGUGGGCGGCUGCGGCUUUGGAUGCUUCCCGUUCUUAUCCACGGCGACCACUUUUCUCUAGGAUUUUACCAAAUUUAAUUUGGUUCCCCAAGUGGAAUGGAAGACUCGAAUCAGUCAACUUUCCGGCCAACAAUAUACUUCCGGUGAAGGUUUUGCUGGGCAAUACCAAUACAUAACAAUCCUGCCGAAUGCAAGUGAAUCAGGUGAAGGAUACGCCUCUCAACUUAUAUAUGUAUGUUGUCAUCGUGCUAAUUACCGCAGUUUUUUAGCAUAGCAAUAUAAUUUCUUUCAUUGUAGUACAAGUUUGGUUCAGUCCAGAACCACUAGACCAAUAUCGAUCCAUAAUAUGGAUCAAAGAACGUAAACCAAAGAACAAACCAAUUAUGUCCAAAAUCAUACCAUAAGCAACUUUGUUGUACUUCUCCCAAAUUAGCCAAAAUCGAAACAUAAUCUACCGCAAAUCUACUAAAUUCACCCAUCAGUUAUAAUUGGUAAGUAAGAUUGGGAAAAAAUGGGAAAGAAGAAAAAUGUGAAUCAAAAUGAGUAAGGGAAUGAAUAAAUUUUUUUUAGUAUAAGUAGGUAGGGAUUUUUUUAUUUUUGUCCAUAAAAAAAAAGUGAAAUCAAAAGGGGUAAGGGGAACGUUGCGUUUUAUUAAGGAGAUAUAGAGUGGCUUGCAGAUUUUUUAAAUAAAUUUAAUUUAAUUUUUAUUAGUUAACUUAAAAUUAAAAUGAAUAAUAUGUCAUUUAAAUAUUUUUAUAGCUUUAUAACAACAAAUUCCCUACAGUGUAAUGAAUUUAGUGAUUAAUUUGAAUGAAACUUGACUUCUUAGUUCUUAGUUCUACCAUUAUUAUAGUUAUGUUAGAGAUCUCAAAUUCAAAAAAGUUGUGCCGACAAAAUCUCAAUCUCUCGUAAAGAGCAUCUCCAUCCCUAAUUUUUAGCGAUUGCUAAAGUGAGAUGGAACUUUUGAGGCAAGUUUUUAGCAACUGCUAAGGAUGUGAGGAUGCUUGCUAAAUUAUCAAAAUUGCUAAGUUAAAAUGUCAUUUAGCAAUGUCACAUGUCUAAUUGUGUUCUUUUUCAUUUUUCUUACUCGAUAACUUUUCAAUUACAAAAGUGUCUUGAUAACUUUUUCAUUUUUCUCAAGAUCAAGGUCGCAAUCUCGGUGCUCGUGAACGAAGACAAGACACAGAGAUUUUGACAAUUCGUUGAUGUUUUACAUGUCACGACCGUGGCAUAAACCGUGACAUGCUGAAAUGUGUCGUUUGACAAGUGUCACAACCACCACCCCUCGUGUCACGCUCAGAGGCCACGUUGUGCACGAGAAACCUCUAUAAAAACCCAUUUGUUGCAAUUGACGAAUGAGAGCCAACCUAGAGUGAGAAAUUAGGAUUUUGGGCAGAUUCUAGUGAAAGAAACGCCUUGGAAGAGCUAAGGAAUGAGGACUUCAUCCAAUAAUCAAGGAGAAGGGUUCAA
Linum trigynum is the source of this 6371-nucleotide messenger RNA. NCBI's taxonomy places the organism in Eukaryota, Viridiplantae, Streptophyta, Magnoliopsida, Malpighiales, Linaceae. The record is from the annotation of a GenBank genome assembly.